Oryza sativa Japonica Group (Japanese rice) is the source of this 3421-nucleotide messenger RNA. The record is from RefSeq and is a predicted model, not a curated record. Lineage: Eukaryota; Viridiplantae; Streptophyta; Magnoliopsida; Poales; Poaceae.
UGGAAAUGGAAUCCCGUGUUGGGAUUUGUUGUGGCCGGGGUGAGGGCCCGAUUUUGGGAUGGGUUUGUGGAUGGAUGGAUGGAGGAGGUGAGUACUACUUCCCUCCUUGCGUUGUUCUCCUCCGCUGAGCUGCAUUGGUGCGUUCCCGAUCAGAGCUAGAAUUUCUUGUCUAGUUCUUUUUUCCACUCCCUGUUUGGUAAUUGGUGCGCCAUCAACUGAUUUUACUUCUCCUCCUCCGUCGCUGUUGCACGAUAACUUUUACAUUUCAUGGAAAAUUGUAGAGUAUUUUUGAUGGUUUUGAUUAAAGCAAGUAGCUGGCAAGCCAUCAUCUGUGGAUCAUUUUUAUCCUUAAAUUCCCAUCAAUUCAUUUAUGAUAUGAUGCAUCGCAUCAGGACGCAUCGCAUCAAGUAUGACGUAGGCUGAUGUUUCAGCUUGAUAAAAAAAACUGGUCAACAAUGGAGUCUGUACCUCACCUUGAUUCAGCCAAAGUGGCCAGGUAGGAGUAGAUGCCAAGGAAUUUUUUCCCCCUUCCUGUGUGAUAAUUGGUGAUCUGUGGUCUGCUAGCCUACGUCAGCAACAGCUUUGCUUGCAAAUGGUGAACUCAUUGGGAUGGUGGGAUUGGUGUGGUUAAUAAAGUUUUUGUCUAUGAUCACACAGCUUAUUCUGGAUUGCCUGAUGCUGAGUCGCUGACACUGAAUUCAGGGUUCACAGAUCAGUACAUCUUAGUGGAACAGUUGCACAGCAUGGAGUAGUUACGAUGGUGAAUGAACGAUACACAAUGAGGCUGCGAAAGCGAAUACAACAUGAGGAAAGGAAAUGUGCAAACCAAAGAAGGCUUCUCUCUGAUGCAGAGACUGUCAGGUGGUUGAAUUAUGCUGUUGAGAAGAUCUGGCCGGUUUGCAUGGAACGGGUUGCAUCUGAGCAGUUCCUUUUGCCCAUAUUCCCAUGGUUCCUGGAAAAGUUCAAACCAUGGACAGCGAGGAAAGCAGUGAUCCAAGACCUUUACUUGGGCAGGAACCCACCAAUGUUUACAGAUAUUAGGGUUGUCAGGCAAUCAACUGAUGAUGACCAUCUGGUUUUAGAGAUAGGAAUGAACUUCCUAUCUGCAGAUGAUAUGAAUGCAACAAUGGCUGUGCAACUUAGGAAGAGAUUAGGAUUUGGCAUCACAGCAAACAUGCAUAUAACUGGGAUGCAUGUUGAAGGGAAGGUCCUAGUUGGGGUGCGAUUUCUCCGACAGUGGCCAUAUAUUGGUCGCGUAAGAGUGUGCUUUGUUGAGCCUCCAUACUUCCAGAUGACAGUCAAACCAUUAUUUGGUCAUGGGCUUGAUGUAACUGAACUUCCAGGAAUUUCUGGAUGGCUUGACAGGAUGUUGGAUGUCGCCUUUGGACAGACCCUUGUUGAGCCUAAUAUGCUAGUUAUUGACUUGGAAAAGUUUGCAUCGGAAUCAACAGAUAGCUGGUUUAGUGUUGAUGAGAAGCCACCUAUUGCACAUGCCAAGGUAGAGAUCUUGGAAGGUGCUGAUAUGAAACCCUCUGAUCCAAAUGGAUUAGCUGAUCCAUACGUGAAAGGCCAUCUUGGACCCUAUCGUUUCCAGACAAAGAUCCACAAGAAAACACUCAAUCCAAAAUGGAUGGAGGAGUUCAAAAUACCAGUAACCUCAUGGGCAGCUCUCAAUCUUCUCUCUCUUCAAGUUCGAGAUAAGGAUCCCAUCUUUGACGACACACUCGGUGACUGUUCCAUAAGCAUCAACAAAUUGAGAGGUGGACAAAGGCACGACAUAUGGAUUGCUCUGAAGAAUAUAAAGACAGGGCGGAUUCAUAUAGCAGUAACAGUACUUGAAGAUGAAAAUGAAAAGGUUCCAAACGAUGACGAUGAGCAGUGUGGAACACCCAAGGGGGGUAAAGCAAGCACACCAAGGUCUAGCUUUUCGUCCAGGACCAACAAUGAAAGUGAAUCAUCAGAGGAGUUUCGAAAGAUAUCUGCUGAAUAUGAGCCAGUAGACAUUGAAGGACUGGAAAAGGUUGAUGUUUGGGUCCAUCGGCCAGGCAGUGAUGUCGCAGUCACUUGGGAGCCUCGGAAAGGACGUGCGAGGUGUCAGGAUUCCAGAAUCCUACGAGAGAAUGAUGUCUACUGUGACAGCCCUAAGUCGUGCCAAUCAGAAUCUCAGAGAAGUGACUCCAGUACUGAAGAACCAGCCAAUGGCAAAUCACGCCAUCAUCUCCACAAGGUCAAAAAGGGUUUGGGGAAACUAGCUGGUGCGAUGUUCAAGAGCCCAAAGAAAGAGAGUGAUGAUGAAGCCUCGCCAUGUGUGACGCCUCACCCAAAUAUAAAACCACUUGGAGAAAAAAGGGUGUCAGUAAGAUACGUCGUCGAUGAAGAUCCUUCUGAAAACUUGCCAGAUGACCAGCAUUCCAGUCCUGAGAGAGGCGAGUCGGAAAGUCCGACCAAGAGGCAUUUGAGGAAGAAGGCUGUGCACAUGGUGAAACAUGCGGGGAACAAAACAGCUCAUAAUCUGAAGAACAUGUUCAGCAGGAAAGGCAGUGACAAGAGCAAAGAAGGCCAAGAUGACCAGAAAGACGAUCCUGAUACUAUAGUAGUAGAACCUUCAAAAGUUAAGAAAGACAAUCCUGAUGCAAGUGAGGUAGACAUAGACCCUUCACAAGUUGAGAACGACAUCCCCGAUUCAACGGCAAUUGACCCUUUGAAGGUUGAUUCUAAUGUGGCCAACAACAUUGUGGUUGAUGCACUAGAGUAUGCAUCUGAAUCUGAUGCGAAGGACAAACCACAGUGAAAUGUGUUCUGCUAUUUUUGGCGGUCCUCGUGCUGUUGGGACUGUUCAUGUAGGCAGGAUACUAGGUAGCAAAAUAGUCUGAUAGCCUCCUGACAGCAAGCGAAGGUUGACAGUAUAGUCCGUUUGGUUGGUUGAGUCCUCCAUCUUACCUGACGACCGAUGUUUUUCUUGUAUUAUAGAUGCUCAAGGAACAAUACCUCUGUACAUGUCGUAUGCAGACUGUCUAAGCUGUUUGCUUCUUGGACAUGGAAAGCAGGUGGCCGGUUGGCUUUGGCAAGGUGUUGGAUAGGAGAGAACGGACAAGGAGAACCAAAAAAAAAAAAAAGAGAUUGAACCAAGCCUAUUAUGUGACCAUGCAAAAGUAGGGAACAUGCCCAUCCCCAUCCAUAUACUCCUUUGAUAAUACAAAAGUAGGAGUACUAGUUUUGUAUAGAAUAAUAGAAUUAGCCUACUUGCUUUAGAUGUAGUCUUUCAGCGUACAGUAUGUCAGUACUACAGUUACAUCCCUAAAGUUGCGUACUUUGGGAACAAUACAUCAAAAUACCAAAGUAUGGGACAUCCCUAAAGUUCUGUUUUUUUUUCAACAUUCCGUGUAUAAAAUGAACCAUCAAGUACAUAUGUUUACUUAAA